UUGUCUGCAGUUCUUUCGGAUCCUGGACGCAAGAGGAGUGAAGUUGCUACGUUUUUUAGCCGACAUUGGGGAGACUCAUUUGUUCCUCCUACUUCCAUACCUCCAUCACGUUUGAUCCCUCCUGUUACUGCGCAACAGUUCACUUCCUACAUAAAGAGCACGGGAAAGACUUAUAAGAAAUAUCAAACUGCUAAGAAAGCUUUGCUCCGCCAACAAAUUGCCAAUGACGAUAAAGCAGACGUCGAUGACCUGCCUUCAAUUUUUGUUGAUUCUUCCUUCAUUCUAUCACAUGGGCCAACUUUCUCCAAUAUUUUCACUUAUCCACAUCAAGAAGAUCGCGAUCCAUUAACUGUGACGACAAGUGGAAAAUUGGUCGUUCCGUUGGAAAAAAAUGAAGAGCAAAAAUGUGGUACAUUCCGGGAUUACGAACAACUUAAUACAAAGCUAGAAGCUAUGCAUGACGUUGUGGAUUCUCGCCUGGCCCUGAAACUUGUAUCGAAGUCUUCGGAAUUCUGGAAGAUGGUGCAUAGUUAUGGAGGACUCCAUGAAGACUUGACUAUGGCUAUGGCCGACAUACGAUCCGUCAGGAAUAACUUGAAAUCUGUAUCAGAACUUAUCUGUGAAAGAACUCGAAAAAUUAUGAAACUUUAUGAGAAAAGAGAACAAAAACAGAAAAUGCUUUCAAGGCUGCAGGAUAUAUCAUGUCUCCGACAAGCACAAGCGACGGUUCAAAUGAUGCUGAAUCAAUCAGACUAUCCAAAAGCAAUUGACUGCAUUGAAACUAGCUUGGAAGUUUUGGAAUCUGAGUUGCACGGGGUUCAAUGUUUCAGACAUUUGGCUUCUCAACUCCAUGAACUAUAUGGCGUUAUAGGGAAAAUGAUGCACGAGGAUUUUGCUCAAGUUAUUCAAAAAGAGUUGGCUGGUAAACCCGAAGAUGGUACUCAUAUCAUUUAUGAGGGAGAACUAUCGUCAAUCACCUUAGGGCUUAUGCAAGUACGGAAGUUUUCGUUCAUACAUGUUCUGAGUACUGAAAUAGCGGAAGCUGCGAAAGGAAUCAUGAGACAGGUUGUGAAACAAGUUGUUGUAGAAAGUGGCAUGGACUUAACGCAAUUCGACCCCUCCUUGAGUCAACUUGGAGAACCUGUGAGGAAAUUAGAAUACAGCAACUUUUUGAAAACUGUACAUGACGUAAUGAAUGCACUGUUCUAUUUCUGCGAACGGCUACAGGUUCUACAAGACACCAUGAUGGAAUUAUCUGAAAAAGUUUCAAGUGAUAAUUCUACUGAAACUGGACGUUCUGCUGGACAAAGUUAUGUAGGGGAAGCCAGUUCGCACAGUGAACAAGAGGAAGAUUCAAACAGUCGAAGCAAAAUAUCACAUAGUGGAACUGUAACUGAUCCUGCCGCUCUCAUAGCAGUUGAAAUACAUUCAAUAUUCCAUCUGAGACGAGUUGUUUCCUUAAUUGCUGAGUAUGGUUAUCAUUGUGCUCAACAAAGGAUUUGUCGGCUGCUGGAAGCUCGAAUGAAAGAUGUCAACAAUGAUUUCACAACCCCAGCACAGUUGGCGGAAAUAAUCGUAAAAGUACGAGAGUAUCAAAGCAAAUGUGCCAGUCGUGGUUGGCAGAAAGUUCAGAGCCUAUCUAAUAAUGUCUUGUCUCACUGUCUGGAUAAACUAUCAAUGGAGUAUAUUGAUAGGUUCCAUUCGCAAAGACGAACCAGGAUAGGCGAAGUGUUAGAUAUGGAGUUAUGGAGAGCAGCUGAAGUUCCCACAGUUUUCCAGGAAAUUGUCAACAACUGUUCCCGAACAAAUCAAUUAAGAAAUGUUGUUUCGCCGGAGAAAUCAGAUGUUUCUCCAUCAAUUCUAAUAGAAAAUGAGGAGUUUGUUGUUGUAGGAUCUGUCUUAAUGUUUAUUCGAAUCCUUGCCGAGUAUGUUGAAUGCGUGUCUGCCUUGCCGGUGUUUUCACCAGAUAUCUUGUCGAGAAUAGUGGAGUUAUUGAAAAGUUUUAAUAGUCGUUGUUGCCAAUUAAUAUUAGGAACGGGAGCGUUACAUUUAGUUGGUUUGAGAACUAUUUCAGUUCGUAACUUAGCUUUGACAUCGCGAUCACUUCAAUUUGUUCUGUACUUCGUACCAAUUGUUAUAUCAGAACUUGAUUCCAAUCUGAAAGAAGACCAAAAACACAGAUUGCGACAUUUCAAACAAGUUCAAACAGAUUAUAAUGACCAUAUUAAUGAAAUAUCAAGCAAGUUGGAAAGUGUCAUAGAUUUGCAUAUUUCAAGUUUUCUGAAUACGUGGGAAAUGAAGGGUGGCCUCCCUUCGUUGGCGUUUCAACAAAUUUGCAAAAGGCUACAGAAAUUCCACAGUGGAAUGUAUGGUGUUAUGCCUCCUGAACAGAUUAAGAAACUUUUCGAAUCUGUGCACCACUCUUUCAAAGGUCAUCUCAAAGAACACAUGGAAAGACUUGGAAUAACUCCGCAUCAUACAUCUGCUUACGGGUUUGUCUGUCAAGACUAUCAAUUCUAUUCCAACAGUAUACAUUCCAUGGAAUGUUGUAAGGAUAUAACUUUGGAACCUUUAAAUGAAAUCAUAUUCGGGCCUUAG
Messenger RNA from Auanema sp. JU1783, 2598 nucleotides. The record is from the annotation of a GenBank genome assembly. Lineage: Eukaryota; Metazoa; Nematoda; Chromadorea; Rhabditida; Rhabditidae.